Oldenlandia corymbosa var. corymbosa is the source of this 1427-nucleotide messenger RNA. The record is from the annotation of a GenBank genome assembly. NCBI's taxonomy places the organism in Eukaryota, Viridiplantae, Streptophyta, Magnoliopsida, Gentianales, Rubiaceae.
UCGGUUACUUCUGUCCUGUUAUUUCAGUUAAGCAUACAAGGAAGACCAAUUUGAGUAGCCCAAAAAAUGGCCAUUUCAAGGCCAAAAUUGCUUCUUGUAGUAGUUGCAUGGGCAAUAUGUUUGAUGGCUGCAAAUGUGGCAGCUAAUUAUGAGCCUCAUCCUUAUGUAUCUCCACCUCCACCAUUGAACUCCGGUUACCCCAAGUCUCCACCUCCACCUAAAUCAUACAGCUCACCACCACCGCCGCCACCCUCUCCGCCACCGCCGCAUUAUUUCAAUCCAUCACCACCUACUCCAUAUGUUCACAAAUCUUCACCUCCUCCUCUAGUAUGGUUUCCUCCUCACACAAAAAAUUCACCCCCACCGCCUCCAACACCAUACGUCCACAAGUAUCCACCACCGCCGCCACCGCCACCAUCUCCGCCAACACCAUAUUACAUGCACAAAUCUCCUCCACCGCCACCAUUCAUAAACAAGCCUUUUCCAUUUCCACUUCCAUUUCCUCCUACCCAAUACAAACACAAGUCACCACCACCACCUUCUCAUGUUUACAAAUCUACACCGCCGCCACCACUGGUGACGUAUGCACCGGCUCCAUCACCGGCUAGCGACGUAGACAAAUCACCACCACCCACAUCAACAUCUCCCUCAACACCAUCGUCAUACUACAAUCCUCAACCAUCGUCUCCAACUCCGUCACCAUCCAUUUCACCUCUUCCUCCACCAGUUUCCGCGUAUCCGCCACCAACUCCGGCACCAUCUCCUCUCCCUCCACCUCCGUACAAAACACCUCCACAAGAAACUCCUCCGCCAUCUACUCCUCCACCUCUUCACGAGUACAAAUCACCUCCACCUCCGUCUACAUCCCUGCCUCCGCCGUAUCUCUACAAGUCUCCGCCGCCUCCAUCUCCAUCUCCUCCACCACCUUAUUACCAUCGUUAAGUUUCCUCCACCGGAAGACAACUAAACUUUCAUCCAUUUUCUGUGACGCGUAUGCAUGGCGUUUUACGUCAUUUUACCUCAUUUUAUCAUAUACAAGGAUUAUAUUUCAUAUUUUCGUUGGGAGAGCUGAUGCUAAAGAAGAACGUGCGAAGAUACAAAGAAUGAGUCAGUCAGAUUUGUUGAAGAAUAAAUGAAGCUAGAAUCAUAUGUUUCUCAUGCUUCAUAAUUGGUUUGAUCAUAUUUUAUUUUGCAUUUUAUGUACACUUAUUAUUAUUACUGUUGUCGGUAUUAUUAUUAUUAUUAUUAUUAUUAUUAUUAUGAUUUUCCGGUUAAGAGUUACGGUUAUUGUGUCAAGUCUUCUGGACAAGCUUAUUUCAAAGCUAGUGUGCCACCGUUGAUCAUUGUUAGUUGCCUCGCAUCAUUAUUUAAUGAGAGUUUAUAUGAGACAAUAAACUUAGUUAAUCUCAAUUUGGUCAUACUACCUC